UCCAUUACUUGAAUAUCAACAUCAUAGAACGAACAAACGAAGCCAUGGAAAUUAUAUUUAAGGAUCCAUCAUUCUUCUCCCUUCUUUCUCUUCUUCAACCUUCACCUCAGUUUUAUUUCAAUGGCUACUAUAACUUCCCACUUCGCCAAUGUCAAAUCCACCGUUCAUUUUCCAUGCAUAUCAAAUCAACGCCGUUCCCACUUACCACCCCUUAAGCCCACCACCGUCAGAAUGUCUAUGACGCAACAAACUCGCAACUCACAACCCUAUGGGGCUUCUGUGCAGGCCGACAUCGAAGCCCAUAUCAAACAAUUCCUCACCAUCAAAGAACCUCUCGCGGUUUUCGAGCCCAUGCAUCACCUUGUUUUCAAUGCCCCGAAAACCACCGUACCGGCUUUAUGCCUCGCCGCAUGUGAGCUUGUCGGAGGUCAACGCCACCGAGCUAUAUCCGCUGCUUCAGCUUUGUUACUAAUGGAGGCAGCUACUUAUACUCACGAGCAUCUUCCACUCACAGACAGGCCCAAGCCAGUGGUGAAGAAUCAUGUUUUUGGGCCUAACGUGGAGCUUCUAACUGUCGAUGGAAUAGUCCCGUUUGGAUUUGAACUGUUAGCUAGAUCCGACGAUGGAGAAAAUUCAGAGCGGAUCUUGAGGGUGAUGGUUGAGAUUUCGCGGGCUGUGGGUUCAGGAGGGGUGGUAGAUGCGCAGUACAGGAAAACAAUGGAUACCAGAUCGGACGGUGAGGAGGUAUGCCACGUGGAAGAAAUCAUGCGUGUGGUGGAGAAAUACGAAGGUGAGUUGCAUUCGUGUGGAGCAGUAUGUGGAGGGGUGUUGGGUGGGGGAAGUGAAGAUGAAAUUGAGAGAUUGAGAAAAAUUGGAUUCUGUGUUGGAAUGAUUCAAGGAAUGGCAAAAAGGGGAUUCAAUGAAGGUAAACAAGUGAUUGAGGCAAGAAAUUUGGCAUUACAAGAAUUGAAGUUUUUCAAGGAUAAAGAACUUGAUGCAAUUAUAACUUUCUUGAAUAUUUAAAUCUUAAAACUUUCUUGAAUAUUUAAAUCUC
Messenger RNA from Lathyrus oleraceus (garden pea), 1054 nucleotides. RefSeq names its product heterodimeric geranylgeranyl pyrophosphate synthase small subunit, chloroplastic. Gene Ontology annotation, molecular function: prenyltransferase activity. The coding region runs from base 121 to 1023 and encodes 300 amino acids. Lineage: Eukaryota; Viridiplantae; Streptophyta; Magnoliopsida; Fabales; Fabaceae. The transcript has a single exon. The record is from RefSeq and is a predicted model, not a curated record.